GACUGGCCCUUCCCCACGGUGGGGUCUGAUGGCCCAACCCUUGGCAGUGCCGAGGGUUUCAAGAGUCACUCCGAACUGUGGGAUAAUUGCUCCUCGCUCAAGCCUCUGACGAGCUCCCGCCUUGGAAGCGCUCGCCCUGUGAGGCUGGGGCUGAAACGUAGGGCGGCCCCCGCUCUGGCAGGGCGGGGAGGAGCCGAGCGCCCCGUGCGCCCAGGGGCACAGCGAGCCCCGCCAGACAAAGCCCGCGGGCGAAUGCGAACGCGGCAGCGGCGGCGAGCACGGAGGGGACUUUAAAACUCCCCGGCGAGCCCUGCCCGAGCCACUCGGCGCGGAGAGGCCCCUGACCACGGAGCCAGGCCCCUAGAAGGAAGGCGGGCUCGGACCCCCAGCGCAGCCUACGGGCGCAGAGUGCGCGCAGGGGGGCGGCUCAUCCCCAUCUGGGCACCUGCGGGCGCAUCCCCCCAGCUCGGCGGAGUGUUGCCUUGGGAGUCCUCAGCCGUGCGGGCCGGCCCGGCGGGGAGCGGGGGAGCCAGGCGGGGGGCUCCAUGCACCUGCCCAGCUCCCCUCUGGGUAUGGCGGACGGGAGCUUCUCUCUCUCGGCCCAGCUGGGCAGGAGCCCCGGCGGGCCCCAGUCCCGGCUGCACAGCAUCGAGGCCAUCCUGGGCUUCCCCAAGGAGGAUGGGCUGCUGGGCUCCUUCCCGCCCGCCGCCGGCCCGCAGGCCCUGAAGGAGGCGGACAAGCGGGGCUUGCCCGGGGAGCCGGCGGCCGGCCAGGAGAGCGGGGCCGAGGAGUACGAAGAGCCCGGCUGCCCCCAGCCUCCGCAGGAGCGGCUCAGCCCGCCGGCCCCGGACGCCAAGCUCGCGGAGGAGGAGCAGCCCAAGAAGAAGCACCGGCGCAACCGCACCACCUUCACCACCUACCAGCUGCACGAGCUGGAGCGAGCCUUCGAGAAGUCGCACUACCCCGACGUGUACAGCCGCGAGGAGCUGGCCGUCAAGGUCAACCUGCCCGAAGUGCGCGUGCAGGUGUGGUUCCAGAACAGGCGAGCCAAAUGGAGACGGCAAGAGAAACUCGAAGUCACUUCCAUGAAGCUGCAGGACUCCCCUAUUCUCUCCUUCAGCCGGUCCCCCCAACCCUCCGCCAUGGGCACAAUCAGCAGCAAUUUAUCGCUGGAGUCUUGGCUUACCCCUCCGAUGGCUAACAGCACCCCUCUGCAGACUCUGCCCGGCUUCGUGGCUUCCCCCCAAAGCCUCCCCAAUAGUUAUACCCCGCCACCUUUCCUGAAUUCGCCGCCACCCAUGGGCCACACCUUGCAACCGCUGGGGACAAUGGGGCCUCCACCGCCCUACCAGUGUGGGACCAAUUUUGUGGACAAAUUCCCUUUGGAAGAGGUGGAUCCUAGGAACACCAGCAUAGCUGCGUUACGGCUGAAAGCCAAGGAGCAUAUUCAGUCCAUUGGGAAACCGUGGCAGACAAUCUGAGGCGACAUGCAGCCAGCCACUCCAAAACAGAGGACUCUUCCAACAUGGCUGGUACCUCACCCCAGGAAAUAGAUACUAGGUCUCUCCUCUGCCGCAGGCAUGUACUUGAGACGAAAGAACAUCCUCCUAGCCCACGCUGCUCACAUGCCACAGAGCUAAGCACUACAGAAAUGCGUUUCUUAUUCAGGUCCCAGUAGCCUCCCGCUCCUAAAGUUGCUUUGUUUGUACUUUUGUCCCUCUUAUGUCCCUAUGCAGACUAGGGUUUGAUUCUAGUUUAAAAGUCUAAUAAUUUUGAUAUCACUUGUUGGCUGGACACGUGGUUGUAUUAAAAACGACAGUAGGGUCCGGGAAAUGUGUAGUGUUAGGGGGGUUGUAACAUUAAAGAAAGACGACUUUAAGACCACGCAUUGUACGUGUUGAUUCCAAACCCAUCUCUGCUAAAUAUGAUCAGUAGUGAGUGUGUCGUCUUGCUGCGUUUUCCUUUAGUACACAGUCUAAUUGGGCUCACUUAAACCAGUGCGUUGGGAAGGGGCAACCUGCAUAGAUCAGGGUGUCCCGGCCUGGAGAACCACUGCAUCACACCAUUUUCGCUCUCCACAAAUAGAGAGAAAAAUAUAGGGCGGUGUUUAACUAGGUAACACGCCAGUAGGUGUGUUCCUGACACAUUUCCAAUGGAGGGAGAUCUCUUUCCAAUGUAUGUCGCUGUCACCCAGACAACUUGCAAGUAUGUGUGUAUGCCAGCCCACCAGGUUAAAACAGAUGUGAGUAACAGACCAGGGCCCUCUGUUUAAAUUCUAAUUGCCUUUCUCUUCCUCCCGCAUUUCUCUGUUUCAGGCAAAAUGCCAUUUUGCAAAAAUUACGGCCUUGUACCGAAAUGACACGGAUUUGGUGCACUCGCAGAAAAAAAAGUAAGGGAGGCCUGUAGGUUGUAACCCACCCGUGUGGAAGGCUGUGAAUAUAAUUUUCCCACCCUCUCCGAUCUGCUGUAGCUGCCUAGUCCAGCCAUUCCCCUACAUCCCUCCCCAGCUGUUGACUGUGAAUAAAAGUCACUGCGCUACGAAACCCGGACUGCAAAGAUCAAAAACUCAACCGGGGCUUUUUUUUAGAACCAGCUGGAUUCUAUUCGUGCUGUCCCUUCCCGUGGUCCGUUCUUCCUCCGCUGAACACUUCCUGUCAGUCCUGAGCCUAGGCGGGGUAAAUCAAAAGUAAUUUAAAAAUUCCCACCCCUGUAAGGGCUUCCUCCUGCCAGUUGCUGAGCGAGUCACAGCCCAGCCAGUAGGCAAAUACCUGCUGAAUGUUAAGUGUCUGAUUAGCCCAGGGCUGUCAAAGCAAAAUGCAGGACAAUGUAGCACUUUAAAGACUAACAAGACGGUUUAUUAGAUGAUGAGCUUUCGUGGGCUGUCAAAGUUACUGCUGCUUAAACCAGGGAUUGUUUCGUUGGCUCAGGUGCUGAAGACACUGCCCGUAUCUGCCUCCAGCCUUUAUUGAGGGGUUGUUUGUAAUUGACACGAAUGGAACUGCUUCUACCUUGCUGUAUUCCAAGACCUGCCUGCUGGAUCAAAACGUCACUCGUACCAGUAGUGGAGCUACACGCCUGCAAAACCCCAGCGCAGGCAGUCCCAGUAGGCCGCCAGGCUGAGCGAGUUCAGCCCCUCCAACCAAGGGGCCUCAGGCCAGAAUUAUCCUUUCCUGCUCCACCUCAGGACCAGUCAGCAGCCAUAUGGCACUGCGAAGCGGAGGCUUCAUUUUCCUAUAGCCGGGGCAGGGAAUGUGGGGUCUUAAAUGGGGGCGGUCUAGUGAGUUUUGACGUCUGAGAGGUAGCGGGUUAGUCUGUAACUUUAAAAACGAGGGUAAGAGAUUAAAAAAAUCAUGCGAGGAAGUUGGUUUUGCCCAUGAAAGCUCGUGAUAAUAUAGAUAUAGGAUCAAUGUGUUAGUCUGUACAGGACCCCUUGUUGUUAGUGAGUUUUGAGUUAAGAUCACAAGGUUCCUUUCUUUCCUCGUGCACUCGGGGAAAAAAAUCCCAAAACCUCUGAGCCCCCUAACAACCCUUCUGACCUGCUUAACAGUUGGAUUCUGCAUAAAAUGAGAGAGUGAACAAAUAUCUCCCGAUAAGUGUAUAAAACCUUGCGGCAAGAUUGCAGACCGCGAGUCACACCGCCAAUGUUAAUCCUGCUGCUGGAAAAAUUUAGAACAACAAUAAUGGUCCUGCAAUACCUUGGAGACUAACAAAAAUAUGUAGAUGGUAUGGUGAGCUUUCGUGGACACAACCCACGUCUUCAGACGAAUGGAGCAAGGGCAUGCGGGUACUUCCAAAACGAAGGUUAGGUGUGAAUUUUCCCAAUAGACCCAGCUGACCAGCACAAUGUCGAAUUGAAAUAAGGAAUCCCGGCUGAGCAAUGAGUCCGCAUUAACCUUUUCUGUCUUAAAUCCGGAGAAUUAAAGGUGUCUGCACACCUGGGUCCUCUCCUGCCAGUCUAUUUUGCUAAAAUUCUUGCGGUUUUAAAUUGCUAGUUUACAUGUUAAAUCCACCUCCUCGUUUACUUCUCCAGUUCGCUUUGCACGCAGGGUGACGGAAUGAAGUUAUUGUCUGAAGUUGAAAGUGUGGGACUGUUGCCCUUUUGAGAAGACAGGAGAAGUAUUGGCAUCCUCGGGACCCACCCUUUUGCCCCAAACUCCUUCGAGUUUUGGAAUUCCUUCAUUGGGCCUGAUCCAAAGCUCUCGAAGGCAGUGGAAAGUUUCCUAUUGACUUCCAAGGAGUUUUGGAUCUGGCCCUGUCCAUGUGAUUCGCUCUUGGAAAACCAACCAACCUGUAUUGCAACUCGGGGGUAGAAAGGGGCUCACCGAUGUUUCUCCUUUGUAAGAGAAACCAGAACUGCCCACCGGGUGUGUCAUCAUCCCCUGUUCGGGCUGGCUGGGCCCGCCUACGGGACCGGGAGCCAGGAACCCCCCUCCUCGUGCCUCUUACACUCUGACUUUAGGUAAGUGGAUUCACUUCUCAGGGACCCAGGCUC
Molecule: messenger RNA, 4492 nt
Organism: Pelodiscus sinensis (Chinese soft-shelled turtle)
Lineage: Eukaryota; Metazoa; Chordata; Testudines; Trionychidae
Gene: RAX
Product: retina and anterior neural fold homeobox
Biological process (GO): positive regulation of transcription by RNA polymerase II
Molecular function (GO): DNA-binding transcription factor activity, RNA polymerase II-specific; RNA polymerase II cis-regulatory region sequence-specific DNA binding
Source: RefSeq, a predicted model, not a curated record